Messenger RNA from Chionomys nivalis (European snow vole), 1241 nucleotides. It is a transcript of the gene Pdrg1, whose product is annotated as p53 and DNA damage regulated 1. Lineage: Eukaryota; Metazoa; Chordata; Mammalia; Rodentia; Cricetidae. Gene Ontology annotation, cellular component: prefoldin complex. Gene Ontology annotation, biological process: protein folding. The record is from RefSeq and is a predicted model, not a curated record. Bases 81 to 488 code for a protein of 135 amino acids. The transcript has 5 exons.
CCGGAAGUUCUCAGCGCGGCGCGUGCGCGGAAGGAGCAGAGUGGUGUUGAGACAGUGUGAGCGACAUCUCGGAACUGCGUAUGGCUAUGCUGUCCCCCGAAGCGGAGCGGGUGCUGCGGUACCUGGUCGAAGUGGAGGAGCUGGCCGAGGCGGUGCUGUCGGACAAGCGGCAGAUUGUGGACUUGGACACCAAGAGGAAUCAGAACCGAGAAGGCCUGAGGGCCCUACAAAAGGACCUGAGCACCUCUGAAGAUGUGAUGGUUUGCUUUGGGAACAUGUUCAUCAAAAUGCCUCAUCCUAAGACGAAGGAAAUGAUCCAGAGAGAUCAGGAGCACCUGGAUAAAGAAAUAGAAAGACUCCGGAAUCAACUGAAAGUGAAAGUCAACCGCCUCUUUGAGGCCCAAGGAAAGCCGGAGCUGAAGGGCUUUAACCUGAACCCCCUCAACCAGGAUGAGCUUAAAGCCCUCAAGGUCAUUUUGAAAGGAUGAGACUCAAAACAGCAGAAUGGGGGACCUAUGGCCAGGCCCCUGCAGCCUUGAGACCCACAGGGACAGGAUUGUCUCUUUAAGGGGUUGGCAUCAGGAAUGUGGCUUCUGUACCAAAUCUUUUUCUGUACUGCGUGGCUGCUUUGUGACAAGAGAGAACCCUUAGCCUGUUCUGUGUGCUUGGCCUGGCUGCCAGAGCUUAGUGGACACAAGACCUAUUGACAGACCUGGCAGCCAUCUGUAGGUGUGUGGGGUGAGAAUGCUGCAGCCAGACACUUCCCAACAGUAGCCUGCUGUUUAGAUGGGCGUGGCUGGGGUGGAGGGAGAGGGCGGACUGGGGGCUUCAUUCCAGCUUUCUGCAUGGAGAGGCAUUUUAAGGCAGUGUGUGUGACGGUGAAAUAAAACAGGAGAUUGACGGUUGGCUUCUGUGUGAAGCCCUGCACCAGCUGCAAGGUAGACACAUUUCCCCAGUGCUCCAGUCCUGUGUUUUCCUGCUGGCUUUCCAUAGUAGGUGCUGUCAAUCACCCUGUGUGGUUGCUCUGGAGAUGGGAGACCUUAUAGAGUACUGGCCCAGGGCAGGCAAGCCGUGUCCUUUCUAGUGUGACUCAACAUGGAGCAUCCUUUGCGGCCUCUGACAGCAGGGCUUGGCCGGAUGGCCUGACUUCACAGGGUGAGUGUGGCGUGAGAGCGAAACUGGCCUCUCUUCCCUGAGGUUCAAUAAACAUCGACUGAGCAAACCACAGCUCUGAGUUGUCA